This is a messenger RNA of Mauremys reevesii (Reeves's turtle), 2858 nucleotides long. It is a transcript of the gene SMPX, whose product is annotated as small muscle protein X-linked. The transcript has 5 exons. The record is from RefSeq and is a predicted model, not a curated record. Gene Ontology annotation, cellular component: M band; muscle tendon junction; costamere. Bases 159 to 431 code for a protein of 90 amino acids. Lineage: Eukaryota; Metazoa; Chordata; Testudines; Geoemydidae.
AGCAGCUCUCAGUACCAUACAGGCACAAAGCACUCUAGCUAUUUCAGACACAUUUAAAGGAUCACAGUCGAGAUCUCAGCUGACUGAAGAAGGUGUCUCUUUCAGCAUCGAAAAGAAGUGUAUAUACUCACUUGACGGGAUAAGGCGCUCUCUUAAGAAUGUCAAAACAGCCAGUUUCAAAUGUCAGAUCUAUUCAGGCUAAUAUCAACAUCCCAAUGGGAGCAUUUCGACCUGGCGCAGGGCAUCCUCCCAAAAGAAAAGAAUUUAUACCUGAAGUGGAGGAGAGCGUUCCUGCUUCUACAGAGGAGGAGGAGGAGAAGGGGAAGAAGCAGCUCCCAGGAGCCAAGAAACUUCCAGGCCCUGCUGUCAACUUAUCAGAGAUCCAGAAUAUAAAGAGUGAGCUGAAAUUUGUCCCCAGAGCUGACCAGUAGUAGAAAAGAACAGACAGGGCAGUGAGCUCCUGGAAGCUGAGUAAAUGGCAAGGCUGGUGCCUCUGAAGUCGACUGUGACUGCCACUAGAAGCCACCGCUGAGACCCUCCACUCCCUCUCCUCCACUACCCAUCAAAUGUUACUGAGAGCAGCUACCAUUAACUUCCUGCCCCUUUGCAAAUCAAGGAGAGUUUUCCUACAGCGCCAAUGACAUCCUACAGCUUGAUUCGGGGAAUGGAGGUAGAGAAAAGAUUGAAGAGACUUUGGCUGCUUAUAUCUCUCAGCACAGGUGAAGGACCCUAGGAAAUUUUAUGAGAGUUACACAGGAUAGAGUGAGGGACAGAACACACUCCUUCCUACUGAUGGGCAGGAGCAUCUAUAUGAGCCAAUCAAACAGACAAUAAUUGAGUGUUGCCGUUUUGGACAUGAAAACUAACUGUACUGACAUCUUCAAAGUAAACAUUCAAAGAUUACAGAGCAUUUUGCUCAACACUGGAAAAGAUUUGCAUUAGUUUUUCCUUUAAUAGAAGGAAAACAAUUGUGGAAAACAAUUCUUCACAUUCACCAACAUCUUUAUUUUAAACAGAUCAUUUUUAUAAUUGGAUGAGACAUCCACAGAGAAAUAAUUCAAAGAACUGUCAGAUUUUAUAGAAAAUGUGACAAAAAGCAUGUACUGGUAGUUAAAAUUUAAAGAAAUUAUAUCCCAUUAUAGCACCUCUUAUGUUCAGGAGCUAAUUUCCAGAGAGUUUGAAGUUGUGAACACAUGCUCAUGAAACUCCCCCCCGCCCAAAUAAAGUAACUCCAUUACAGCCUCAGUUAUGUUUACCCCACUCAGAAGUUCUAAUACACUCUAAAAGCAACAAAAAAAUGUUCAUGAGUGCUGUGGGGUCAGCAAAUAGACCUUUUCAUUUCAGUCUACAAUGAGACACAGAAUUUUUCAGAACAGGGAGAAGGUUGCAGCUAAUUGCUUCAGAAGCAGACAAUGCCCUACUUCCAUAUCAUUUUUUUGGGUGUGAAUUAGGGCUAUUAAAUAAUUGGUUUCCUUCGAUCAUGGUGUACUACAUAAUACUGUGCCCUGAGCCUUUGUUGUGAGACAUAUUUGUACACUGAAAACUUGCAUAAAUUUCUAAGGAUUAGGUUGCUGUUUAAUCACUGCUGAGUUGGAAGCAGUGCAAAGUUGCAUCCUACAAAGGAAGCCCAGAAACAUAGGAUGCCUUUGGAAGCUACCAGGGGUGCAGGUCUCCCUUUUGGUGGAACAUCUUACUUCCCUGAUAUGCUGGCCAGUUGUGCUGGAUAGAGUAUGUGGGAAGAUGGAGUGCAGCCAUUGCUCUGCCUCUUGCCUACCUCUCUACAUACACAAUAUGAAUUACAUCAGUUAAAAAAAAACAGUUGGAAUGCAGUCUCCAUAGAGCUUUCUGAACAUGUGAUCAUCUAUCCCUAAAAUCUAAGGCUCCAUUUUUAUAAUCUGAUCUGCGUAGACAGACCUGAUUCCCACAGAAAGUCUCCCUGACAUAAAUGGAGCUUUGCAUGGGCUUAAAGGCCCAUUCAUGUGGAUCCAGUUGCCUUUGGUCAUUAGAAAUUAUAUGGUCUGCAGGAGAAAAAUACAUAAUAUAUGAUUUUUCUUGAGAGCAUCAAACAGAACAUAGUUACAGAGCUAUGAAUGAGAUUAUAUAGUGGUUUUACCUACCUAUACAGGGGAAUUAUAUCAUCAGCUUAAGCCAUGUGCAGUGCACCCAUACAGUAUGGUGAUGAGCCUGUAAUAAAUAAUACAAAGUUCAAAAUGUCUUCAGCACCAUAGAUUGUAAGUACCUUAAUCAGAGUAAAGAGCUAAGUGCUCUCAAACACACAACAUACAACUCAAUCCCUUAUUAAUGGCACAACUCAUUUUUAUCAAAUUUACAUAAAUUGUAGUCAAUUAAACUGACAGAGUGAUUCAAAAUAUCAUGGGUUGGGCAUAGCAAUCAAGCUAAUUUAUUUCUCAUAGACUUAGUCCUCUCAUCAUUUCAUUUUGUAAUUUUUUCCUCCUGUCAUUGGAUAGGAGACAACCUAAUUACGUUUUCACAGGCCUGCGCUCAGAAAUCAUCUAAAUUACUUUUUAAAUGUACUUUGGAUUUUUUGUCAUCUAAUUUGAAACUUUGUACUGAUCUCAUACAGGCUACUUGUAAGGAAUGUAUUCUAUUGCCUUUAAAUAGGACAGUUUUAAAUAUAUGGAGCUAAAUCUAGGGAUCCUUGCUCCUUUCUCCCUCAGUCUGUAGUUAGGCAAACUCCCAUUGGGUUCAGUGACAGUUUGCCAGUCUUGAGGCCUUAUCUGUAUUUGGGAUUAGUCCUGAGUCAGCCAUUGAUGUCCAACAACUGGUGCAGCUGCAUGAACUCACCUGUACUUCAUUUUGAUGGAUGUCACUCAUUUUAGUCCCCAGGUUACUUCUGG